AUGUCUGACAGACAGAAAGGUCUCAUAGAAGCAUUUGCAGAUGUGGCCCCCAAAGCUGAGCUCAGAUUUUGUGUGAGGCAUAUUUGGUCAAAUUUCAAACUGAAAUUUCAUGGUGCAACUUUCAAGGAAUUGUUCUGGGCUGCUGCUAGGGCAAGCACUCUGUUUGAGUUUGAAGUUGCUAUGGAAAGUAUCAAUUUUUUGGAUGAAGAAGCAUACCAGUGGCUGUCAAACAUUGACCCCCAGCACUGGUCAAGGCAUGCUUUCUCUACAAACUGCAAGUCUAACAUGUUGUUAAACAACAUGUGUGAGACAUUUAAUGCAGUGAUUAGAGAUGCUAGAGACAAGCCUAUUCUAACUCAAAUGGAAUGGCUUAGAAGAUAUAUGAUGAAGAGGAGUAAUGACAAAUGGGAGGCAGCAAAGUCUUGGGAAGGUUUACUAACCCCAUUUGUCAACAAAGUCUUUGAUGGGUUGGAGAAGUAUGCCAUGACAUGUGAGGUUACAGCUUCAAGGGAUGAAAUUUAUGAGGUGAAAUACAAGGAUGAUCAGUGCAUUGUGGAUCUGCAAGAGAGAAAAUGCACUUGUUAUAGAUGGGAGUUGACAGGAAUACCUUGUGUCCAUGCAUUUGCUUGCAUAAUGGACAAAAGGGAUGAUCCUGAGUUGUAUGUGCACCCACAUUACUAUAGGGUGACAUACUUGGCUGCAUAUGAGAACCCAAUACAGCCAAUGCCUGGCCCUAAGAAUUGGGAAAAGGUCAAGCUCAGACACCCUUUGCCACCUAUGCUGAAAGUGCAGCCAGGAAGACCUAAGGCAAAAAAGAGAAAGCUUGAACCAGGGGAGGGCACUUCUGCAGCACCUGAGGGCAAGAAGCCAAAGGUGAAGAAACAAUGCAAGAACUGUGGUGGGUUUGGCCACUUUGCCAAAACAUGCAAGGCUGAAGCAGCACCAGAACAGCCUAACCCACCUGCAACAAAUCCAAAGGGUGGGAGGCCACAGAUGCAGACUCCUUGGCUUAAGGAACAGAGAAAGAAAAGUGAAGAGAAAGCAGCAAGACAGGCUGCACUGAAGUUGCCACAAUAUCAACCUCCAACAACAGCACAGGCUGGGUCAAGUAAUGCUGCACCUGCAACUGUUGUGUCAAGCCAGCCUGCAACAAGAACAGAGCCUUUGCCAACUCAGCCUGUUACCAGGAGCAACAGGAGCCUGAGUCAGCCCACAAGAGUGCCAACAACUACUCCUCCCAAAGUCAAAAUACAGACCAGGUCCAAGCUUCAUGUAAUGACAAGCAAGAAGGACAAGGAUCUCAAUCAACUGUGA
This is a messenger RNA of Chenopodium quinoa (quinoa), 1314 nucleotides long. RefSeq lists its product as uncharacterized. The transcript has 4 exons. NCBI's taxonomy places the organism in Eukaryota, Viridiplantae, Streptophyta, Magnoliopsida, Caryophyllales, Amaranthaceae. The record is from RefSeq and is a predicted model, not a curated record. The coding region runs from base 1 to 1314 and encodes 437 amino acids. Gene Ontology annotation, molecular function: zinc ion binding; nucleic acid binding.